Stylonychia lemnae is the source of this 1380-nucleotide messenger RNA. The record is from the annotation of a GenBank genome assembly. Lineage: Eukaryota; Ciliophora; Spirotrichea; Sporadotrichida; Oxytrichidae.
AUGGUUAGCCAGUUUUCUCAAGGAAUAAUUUAAACCGGAAUGCGAGGUCAAACUAUAACUGCAUAGCCUUUCGGCUAUUAUCAAGUUUAAGUUCCCUAAAAGUUAUACAUCUCCCCAACCGUGAUAUCUGACAAAGAUGUAAAGAGGAACAUGGAAAAAUUAAAUAAAAAUUUGCAAGAAUGCGGCAUUAAACCAAUAGAAAAUAAGAAUAUCAGUACAAUUACAUAAUAUUCACAAGUAUUGAAGGAUUCUUCAAAUUCAGAAUCCACAUUAAACAAUAUUAUAGAGAUUCAUCCUGGUGAAAACUCUAUAAGGUUGCCAACUACCCUAAAAUCAAUGAUUGAAUCAUCUCAUUAAUAUUAAAUGGAACUCGAUCUACCCAACCCAAGUUUAACGACAACAACUAACAAUCACUAAAGCAAUAAUUUGAUUGGAAUUUAAGAAUGCAAUUUAUAAAAAGAGACAAAAAUGUCACCAUAAAUGGAGCUAAAAAAUCACGUCGGGAAAACAAAAAAUAUAAAUGAACUCAAGGAAUUAAGGAGCGAUGUCUUAUAUAAAACUAUAAUGAGAGAUAUGAGAAAAUUCUAUACAAGAAAAUUUAAUGAAGAUUCACAAUACAUAAGGAAAAAAAGAAAUAAAGGAACAAAGUACUUUGUAUGCUGCUUGGAAAGUUUCUUGGUACACUCGUUUCCUGAGUUGGCCGCAUUAUAAGAAUCACUAAAACUAAGUGGUGCUGAAUCGGAUCUCAAUCUGAAUGAAAUGAUUUAAUUUUUAGGGUGCCUCUUAUAUCCUAAAGAUAUGAUGACAACUAAUAAGAUGAAACUCGGAUUAAGCAGAUAUAAUGGUGAAAAUUCAAUAAAUAUGGAAGAUGGAUCCCAAUCUUGUUUUCAAUGGAAAAAAAAAUUUUAAACUAUUCACAGCUAUCUGUAUUAGUUUAGUCUAGAAAGAUUGAGUUCUCUGAUUGAUUUAUUUCAGUUCGCAUUCCUAUUUUGCAAUUACUUUCAGGAAGCAAUAGUACCAACAAAUCGCUUCCAGAAUAAAAGUCAACAUUAAAUAAAUCAGGUUGCUUACGUUUAAACUUGCAAUUAAUUAUUGGAUUUGUGUUAGAAAACUUUGCAUAAUUCACUAAAAUUUUUGAGUAAAGAAAAGGAGUCUCAAUUAAUCAAUGAAAAGUUAAUGACAUUUAUUAAUAUAUAACCCAAAAAAUAUGUCUAUCUAAACGACAUACCUUAAAAUCAAUAUGAUAACAUUCCUGGCAAAAUAAUACUACCAAGAAAACUCAAGAAGUGUCUCCAUAUUUAAUAAGCAGAGAGCAAUGGUUCAAAAAAGUCAAGUUUAAGUAAGAAAAACUCACUGGCUUCCCAAGAAUCGGAGGUAUGA